AUGGGGGCAGUUCAUAUAAGCAUCAAUACAAUCCAAAAAUCACCAAGAUUUUCCAUUUACAUUAUGAAUCUUUUUGUUUUUAUAAUCAUCUCGAUUCUCUUGCUACUCACGACUACAACUGCCAGCCAAUUGGUAGCAGGGGGAGAAGAAGGAGGAGAUGAUAGAAAUGGUGCUAAUAUGAACAAGUGUCUGGAAAAGGAGAGACUUGCUCUCCUUCUUUUCAAAGCUCCCCUUUAUGAUCGCCGAGGCAUUCUCACUACAUGGAGAGCUGACGAUCAUGACUGCUGCAAAUGGAGAGGAGUCACGUGCAGCAACCAAACAGGUCAUGUCACAGGGCUUGAUAUCAGUAAUUUUGAUCUUGGAGGUGAGAUUAGCCAUACGUUUCUUAACUUAACCUACUUGAAUCAUCUUGAUCUUUCCUACAAUUCUUUGUUGAAUGGAACCAUUCCCAGGUCAAUUGGUUCAUUGACUCGAUUAAGGUAUCUUGAUCUUUCCUACAAUCAUCUUAAUGGAACCAUUCCCAGGUCCAUUGGUUCAUUGACAGAAUUAAGGCACCUUGGCCUUUCCGAUAACUCUUUUUAUGGAACCAUUCCUCCAGAGUUUGGAAACCUCACCAACUUGCAAUACCUUAACCUUGGAUCCAUUGGAAGGUAUAGAGUUGAAAACCUAGAGUGGUUGUCACAUCUCUCACAUUUGGAGUGGCUAAGAAUGGAUGGGAUUUCCCUAGCCAAACAAAAUUACUGGGUAGAUGUAAUUCUGAGUCUCCGAAAACUCUCAUAUUUAUCUUUAGAGGGAUGUGAGCUAUCACAGAUCAUAUAUCCAUAUUCUUCGUUUCUCAACUCCUCUUUUUCAUCUGUUGAGUCACUAUAUCUCGGUGACAACAAUCUCACCUCAUCCAUGUAUCGUUGGUUGUUCCCAUUAACCAGCAAUAAGCUUCGUUUUCUUUAUCUCUCUAGCAACAUGUUAGAUGGGAUACCCAAAUAUGUUGGUAAUCUCUGUAGUCUGGAAACUUUGUACUUCAAUAACAACUCUGCAGUGGUCAAAUUUCCUGAUUUUCUCAAAAACUUGUCCGGAUGCACAUCGCAUACAUUACAACUGUUGUAUGCUAUUGGAAGCCAAUUUACAGAUUCAGUUUCCGAUGAGAUCCAAAAGCUUUCAUCCCUAAAGUCUUUGGACCUGUCUCAUAAUCACUUAAAUGGAAGUAUAAGUGAGAAACUGUGGGAGCUACCCAGGCUUCAAACUCUUGACUCUAUUGAUAUGAGGUCUUGCAAGCUGUUAGGGCCUCGCUUCCCCAAAUGGAUUCGGACAUUCAAACGUCUCACCCGUCUUGAUAUUUCCAAUGCUGGUAUUUCAGACACAACUCCUCUGGGGUUUUGGGACAUAUGGCCUUAUCAAUUAGAUUAUCUAAAUCUUUCUUCCAACAACAUUAACGGGAAAGUACCAGAUUUAUUAUCAAAUUUUGCCAGAGAUUCAGCGAUAGAUUUGAGUUCAAACAACUUUUAUGGUCCAAUAACAAAUGUUUCUUCCACUUUGUUAUCAUUAAAUCUUUCCAAAAACAAUUUCUCUGGAGGAAUCGCAUUUAUAUGCCAAAUUUUUGAUGGGUUAUUAUUUCUUGACCUCUCUGAUAACUCAUUUAUCGGACAACUCCCGGAUUGUUUGUGGCAUUUCAAACGACUAAAAGUUCUUAAUCUCAGACACAAUAAUCUAUUUGGAAGACUUCCUCCCUCUGUUGGAUCUAUGACAGAACUUGAGGUGUUAUAUUUAUCCAAGAACAACUUCUAUGGAGAAUUGCCUUUGUCAUUAAAAAAUUGCACCAGCUUAAAGUCCUUGAAUUUUGGGGCCAACAAGUUUUCUGGUAAUGUGCCUGUCUGGAUUGGGGAAAACUUAACAGGGUUGUAUGUUCUUAUCCUAAAAUCAAACAACUUCUUUGGAACCAUCCCACUACAGUUAUGUCAAUUAUCCAAUCUUCAAAUUCUAGACUUGUCAAUGAACAAUCUCCAUGGAAUCAUCCCCUCAUGUUUGGGUAAUCUUACAAGCAUGGUUCAACAAGAAUUCUUACAAGUGGAUUACACGUGGUGUCAAGUACACAGAAACCGUCUACGUGUUGGGUGCUCUUCGUUUCUUCCGUUGACUCAGCUGAUUUCACCGACUCUUAGCCUCGGUUUUCCUUCUGUUUUCACUUCAUCGUCUCCAUUGAAUUCUGGAUGCUUCCCACCGCCUCUCCAAAACCCUCCGUCUCUCCCUUGA
Molecule: messenger RNA, 2247 nt
Organism: Lactuca virosa
Lineage: Eukaryota; Viridiplantae; Streptophyta; Magnoliopsida; Asterales; Asteraceae
Source: the annotation of a GenBank genome assembly